UUCUUGCCCAUUCUGCACCACUAAUCCUUCCUUCACCUUUAUCCUUUAUCGCUCCAAUUGCCCAUCAAUCAUGUCCGAUGAUGAGGUCGAUCAUGAACUCCUCGAACUCCUCCGGCAAUCGCUGCUAGGCUCUACACAAAAGCCUGACGACAUCACUUCCGACACCAAGGUUUUGCGCCAUGCUGAAUUUAUCUACGACAAUAGCAUUGAUGUGAACAUUGACGCUCGUAGUACAAGAGCUGCUGCUCAAUUGAUCUGGUCACAGAUGCAGCAACGCAACUACAGUACUGAGACUUGGUCAGAGCAUGAACUACAUCCAAAGUCAAAGGAUGAGGCCACUCUCAAUUUCAUCUUUGUCAUGGAUCUCCUCAACUUCAGCUUCUGGAGUGAGAAGUCUGAGGACGAGAGAUUCGCUGUCGAGUAUCGUGGCAAGAAGUGGACUGGCUACUGGAGCUUGGUAGCAUGUCUGCAGAGGGCUCUUGACGAAGAUAUUCCAAUCACAACACCCUCCUUCUAUGCCGAUGAGUUAGAGUGUCCAGACGAAAAACUCGCAUACGUCUUCCGCUCCUCGACCGAAGAAGAAAUCCCAUUGCUGCAAGAAAGAAUUGAUUGUUUACGGGAAGCCGGUCAGGUGCUUGAAGAAGACUUCGAUGGCAGCGUCGCCAACCUGAUUGAAGCCGCUGGUAACAGUGCAGGUAAACUGGUCAACCUCCUGUCUCAUCAUUUCUCUUGCUUCAACGAUGAAUCAAAAUUCGAGAAACGAACGGUCCGCAUUAUGAAGCGACCUCAGAUCCUGGUGGCCGAUAUCUGGGCUGCUUUUAAUGAGGAAAGCUAUGGCGAGUUCAAUGACAUCGACGCCAUUACCAUGUUCGCCGAUUACCGUGUACCUCAAAUGCUUCACACACUAGGUUGCCUCACCUACAGCCCACCGUUGGACAGCAUUGUCCGUGCACACCAAAUUAUUCCCCAUCACUCACCAUACGAAGUUCAAUUGCGCGGCUGCAGUAUCUGGACUGUUGAGAUGAUCCGAAGAGAGAUCAUCAGAACGAAUCCUAGUGCCAAGGUCAAUGCCAUCUUGAUCGACUUCUUCCUGUAUGAUCUGGCCAAGGAGAAGGAGAAGGCUGGUGAACCGGCCAUACCUCACCAUCGAACUAGGUCGAUUUGGUAUUGAUGGACGAGGGCAAUGUUAACCAUGGUUCUUUCGUUCUGGCUUGUUCUUUACGCUGUACUCGAGCACUAACAAUGGUACAUAGUGUCGGUCCGACUGGGAUGUCUUCACGAAACUAGCUGUCGCCGGGGUGCGUUACGCGCUGCACAAACAUGAGCAACUUAGGCCGGUUACCUACCAACAAAUAGGUUGCGUGGCCCAAUGGCAAGGCGCUUGACUACGAAUCAAGAGAUUCCAGGUUCGACCCCUGGCGUGAUCAUUAUUUUGCUCGUCUGUUGGCCAUCCAUGCGUGCUGCCGACGAGGUUUCCUUUUGCCAACUGUAGCGGGAC
Molecule: messenger RNA, 1498 nt
Organism: Aureobasidium pullulans EXF-150
Lineage: Eukaryota; Fungi; Ascomycota; Dothideomycetes; Dothideales; Saccotheciaceae
Exons: 4
Coding region: 71-1171 (366 amino acids)
Source: RefSeq, a predicted model, not a curated record